CCUCAUUCCCAAAGAUAAAGAUAGAGCACCUAUACAUUUAAAAUGUUAUCUUGUGUAUAAAAAUAUUAAAUGAAUACAAAUAGCAUAAAUAAAUAUAAUAAAACUAUAUUCCCAUUUAUUAAAAGUAUAAAAAACAAUAACUAAAUUCAUAAGUGCGUAAAAUAGAGCACAAAGUAACUAAUAAAAAAACUAAUUGGAUAAACUUUUAGUCAAAAAAACUCUCCAAAAAGCCUCUUCAGUAAAAGGCAGAACGAUACAAAAAAGAAUAGAAAAUAAAAUAAUGAAAGAAACAUUUUAAUUUUCUAAAGGAAUUCUUAUUUCUUAGAUAUCUGAUUUUAUAAGCAAAUAUGAUAAAAUAAAAUGAAACAAAAAGCUUAUUAUAAAUAAAAUUAUUAUUUUCAAUAUUUAUUGUCUUCUUAUGUUGAAUUCACCUGCAAUAUAAUAUAAAUAUGUAUGAUUAUUUGGCAAUACACAAAGUAUAAAUAAUAAUGGAAUUAUUGUCAAAUUUAAAAAUAUAUACAUUAUUAAAUCUAAUAAACCUGAAUUCAAAAAUAUCAAGAAUAUUAUAUGGGUUAUUGUUGGGAGACACAUAGCAAAUAUAACGAAU
Molecule: messenger RNA, 607 nt
Organism: Ichthyophthirius multifiliis
Lineage: Eukaryota; Ciliophora; Oligohymenophorea; Hymenostomatida
Exons: 1
Source: RefSeq, a predicted model, not a curated record